Messenger RNA from Drosophila santomea, 368 nucleotides. RefSeq lists its product as uncharacterized. The coding region runs from base 1 to 303 and encodes 100 amino acids. The transcript is spliced from 3 exons. The record is from RefSeq and is a predicted model, not a curated record. NCBI's taxonomy places the organism in Eukaryota, Metazoa, Arthropoda, Insecta, Diptera, Drosophilidae.
AUGAGAGCCGAGGGACGAAUCAAUAAUUCACGUCCGAUACGCGAGUGUGUGUUCGUGAACGAGAAACUAAUCGAAUUUAUUAGAACGGCAGCAGAGACGUCUCAGGGAAUUGCCAGCGGCCGUGGGUCUGCUCUGUGUCCAUGUUCUGUGUGCUCGAAUGCGAAGCAAUUUUCCAACAACUGCUGCUCCAGGAUGGCGAAUGACGUCCUUACCUCGUCAUCAUUAUCAUGGGUGGAUGUUGCCUUUCCUCUUGGAUUUCUACACAUAACAGAGUUGUGCGUUGGGUGGAAUCCUCUUGAUUAGCAUUAAAACAAGUGACAAUCUCAAAUUAAACAUACAAAUGUUCGGAGAUCAACUUCAGUGGCAAA